CGGGAAGCUGUUGCGAAGCCGAUAACAAAAAGAUGUCAACAUACCUUGGUCUGAUUAGGGAACGUUUAUCGAAAAGAUGAUCCUUGGCAGGCGAUGAAGAGGCUCUAAAUCGUGUGUGAGUUGAUUCGACUGACAAGUCUCUUUACUUUCUUUAAACCACUUUCAAACAAUCAUCUUGCGUGGUGCAGAUAUCACAACACAGGAGGUGGCUUUUGAGUAAAUCCUUUUCCUAUUCUUAGUUCGAAAUCUGACCGACCGCAAUCACACCAAUCGUAAACCUCUUUAACAAUGGGAAGUACAUCAGUACCAACCACAAUGCGGAUUGCCGCAGCUCAAUAUGAGCCGGAAUGGCUAGACCUACAGGCUUCAGUCAAGAAAACAUGCGCAAUCAUCGACGAAGCAGGGAAGAAAGGUGUCAAGGUUUUGGGCUUUUCAGAAGCUUUCAUCCCAGGUUAUCCCGCUUGGAUUUGGCACCGACCGGUAGACCCUGUCUUGUCGACUAGAUACAUCCAAAACUCUCUCGCCGUGAACUCGGACGAGAUGAGAACGAUACAAGCGUGCGCGAAGAAGAAUGGCGUCGUGGUCGCCCUGGGGUUUUCGGAAAACGACAAUAACUCGGUGUACAUUGCCCAGGCGAUUAUCGACAGCGACGGCAAACUCUUGAUGAACCGUCGUAAACUGAAACCGACGCACAUGGAAAGAACCAUCUUUGGUGACGCUUCAGGAAACAGCCUGAUGAAUGUCGUCCCCACACAAACCGGCAAACGUGUGGGUUCGCUUGCCUGCUGGGAACACGUCCAACCAUUGCUCAAGUACCACACCGCCACGCAGAGGGAGGACAUUCAUUCCGCCGGGUGGCCCCCACUAUCACCUCACGCUGGACACGAAUUGUGGUCCAUGUCGAAAGAAGGAUGUCUGAAUCUAUCUCGAACGUACGCCAUCGAGACACAGACUUUUGUUCUUCAUGCGACCACCGUCCUUGGUGAAAAAGGGAUCGAUGCCAUGGGAACUAGAGAGGGCGCACUCAUGAACACACCUGGUGGUGGAUCAUCGGCCGUCAUAGGACCUGAUGGCCGCAUGCUGUCGGAACCUCUCGAACCCACGGCUGAAGGACUGGUCGUGGUGGAUGUCGAUCCCAGCAUGUCAAUCAUGGCACGCAGCUUCUUGGACAUUUGUGGUCACUACAGUCGACCUGACUUGUUGUGGCUCGGGUGUGAUACGAGAGAAAGAAAGCACAAGGUUGAAGCUCAACCUCCUCAAUCGGAAGAAAAGGUCGUGGAGUAAUUGGACUAUCAUGUGUAAGUACAUAACUACAGAGGAGUAUUUUGUACAGACAAUGUGCACAUGUGUUGUAUUCUUGUGUGGCAUUGUUUGCCUUGUCAAUUUUUCUUCCCGGCUACCAAAACAUCAAGCCUAUUGUUCCUAUCACACUGAGUCCCAUACCGACCCAGCCGGAAAUCCAAACUUGUCUUCUCGUGUACAUGGCUCCAGUGUCCCAGAUGAGAUGUUUCAGGCCGUGGACGAUGUGGAAGACGAACGGGAA
This is a messenger RNA of Exophiala oligosperma, 1543 nucleotides long. RefSeq lists its product as uncharacterized. Gene Ontology annotation, molecular function: catalytic activity. The record is from RefSeq and is a predicted model, not a curated record. The transcript is spliced from 3 exons. Lineage: Eukaryota; Fungi; Ascomycota; Eurotiomycetes; Chaetothyriales; Herpotrichiellaceae. Bases 289 to 1284 code for a protein of 331 amino acids.